Molecule: messenger RNA, 3477 nt
Organism: Knipowitschia caucasica
Lineage: Eukaryota; Metazoa; Chordata; Actinopteri; Gobiiformes; Gobiidae
Source: the annotation of a GenBank genome assembly
AUGUCUCAGACAGUGGCUCUGGGCCCUGAUGUUCCAGUGAAGGAGGCAGCCGACGGCGCCGUAGUGAAGAGCAACACACUGCUGAACCAGGCCAAGCAGCUGCAGCAGGAUGUACAAGGGAAUGCAAAUAACAUGGCCUUGCUGAAGGACAGAGUGAAAGCCGCCAAAGACAAAACCAAAGAUCUUGCCAAGGGCAUCGACAUCACCAUGGCAACGCUCCACGCCAUCCCCAAUGAUACAGCAGCGAGAGUGGCCACGACCAAAGCCGUGGCUGCAGAAGCCAACGCCACAGCACUGGACGUGCUGGAGCGGCUGGGAAACUUGAACCUUCAGAUCCAGGGCCUGCAGAAAAACUAUGGCCACCUGGAAGAGACUGUGAACGCAGCCAACCAACUGAUCCAGGACCCAGAGAAAAACAUCCAUGCGGCUGGGGCAAAAGUCAAAGACCUGGAGGAUGAAGCUGAUAGGCUGCUUGAGAAGCUGCAGCCAAUCAGAAUGCUCCAGGACAAUUUGAGACGCAACAUUUCCCAAAUACAAGAACUCAUCAGUCAAGCCAGGAAGCAGGCCAACUCUAUCAAAGUGUCCGUUUCAUCAGGUGGGGACUGCCUGCGCAGUUAUCGGCCUGAAAUCCGUAAAGGUCGUUACAACACCAUUAUCCUCCAUGUGAAAACCACUACCGCAGACAACCUGCUCUUCUACCUGGGAUCUGAACAAUAUGUUGAUUUCCUGGCCUUGGAGAUGAGGAAGGGCAAGAUGAAUUUCCUGUGGGACGUGGGCUCCGGAGUGGGGAGGGUGGAGUACUCGCAGCUCACCAUCCACGAUGGACACUGGCACCGCAUCGAGGCCUCGCGAAAGGGGCUGACCGGGACUGUGGCGGUAGUCCCUCUUGAGGGGCCCAACGCUGGCAUGAUGCCCACUCCGGCCAGCGCAGAUGCCCCCUCCUCUUUCACCAUCCUGGACGUGGACCAGAACGCCUAUCUGUUUGUCGGAGGCCUUUUUGGAACUAUUAAGAAAGCGGAGGCUGUAAGGAGCUCCAUGUUCAGCGGCUGCAUUGGGGAGACGUUCCUGGACGGUAAACCCAUAGGACUGUGGAACUACAGGGAGAGACUGGGAGACUGCAAAGGCUGCGUCAUCAGCCCCCAGAAGUCUGACGCUGAGGGCACCGUGCAGCUGGACGGAGAAGGCUACGCUGCAGUGGCGCGUCCCACCAGAUGGAACCCUAACGUUUCAACAGUUACCUUCAAGUUCCGCACCUUCUCGUCCGACGCCCUGCUCAUGUACUUGGCGACUCAGGACAUGAAGGACUUCAUGUCCCUGGAGCUGCUGGAGGGGAAGGUGAAGGUGAACUUUGACUUGGGCUCUGGUUUGGGCAGUGCCAGCUCAACACAACGCCACAAUGACGGACACUGGAAAUCCCUCACCAUGUCCAGGAACAAGAGACAAGCCACGGUGACUGUUGUGGACAUAGAUAGCGGUGAAGAGGAGAGGAUUGUGGCAGCCUCCCAGGGCUCUGCCAUGGGACUCAACCUCAGAGAGAACCAGAGGAUCUACUUUGGAGGUCUGCCCACUAAUGGAAACUACAGGCCAGAGGUCUCGCUGAAGCGCUACGCUGGCUGCCUGAGGGACAUCGAAGUGUCCAGGACUCCGUAUAAUCUCCUGAGCAGUGCAGACUACACUGGGGUCACCAAAGGAUGCAGUGUGGAGAACCUGCACAUAGUGAGCUUCUCCAAGCCGGGCUUCAUGGAGCUGAGAGGGCAGUCCCUGGACGUGGCCUCAGAGAUGAGCCUUUCUUUCAGCACCCUGAACGACACCGGGACCCUUCUCCUGGCCGUGGGAGGCUCUGCUCCGGUCUCUCAGCAGGCUCGGAACCUAAACUUCUACAACAACAAGAGGAAGCGGCGCCAGUCCGGCGAGCCGUACCUGUCGGUGAUGUUGAACCAGGGAGAUGUGGAGGUGAGACUCUUCACUGGGACUCACACUCCUCGCAUGGUCACCAGGCGUCUGGAACAGGGGAUCCUCCAUGACGGACGGGAGCACUCACUGCGCAUCGAGAGGCUGCCAGGCAGAUCCUUUGCAGUGCAGGUGGAUGAGGAGACAAAGAAGGAGAUGGGUCUGCCCAAUGACCAACCCGUGGUUUUCCAGAGGGUGUUCCUGGGGGGUAUUCCAACAGAAGUGGAGCAGGCCUCCAACAGAGUCAACGUGCCAUUCAAGGGCUGCAUCUGGAACCUGAUGGUCAACUCUGUGCUGUCGGACUUCUCCCAGCCCUUGUCCUUUGUGAACGCUGAUAUUGGAAGGUGUCCCAGCCUGGCUCCUGUGCCUCCCCCUCCUCCCCCUCUUCUGCCUGAAACCACUGCCCCCGCUGUUGUUACUCCAGGCCCCAUGAGGAGCACUCCUGCUGCUGUACCUGUGGGCCCCUCACCUGCUUCCUCAGAGCCAGGCCCUGAGACGGACGUCUGUGCCUCUGCAGUGGUGCCAUCAGCUCUGGACCAGGCUCAUCAGUUUGGGCUGAGCAGGAACAGCCACAUGAGCUUCAGUUUUGACGACACUAAAGUCAGAGAGAGGUUGAUAUUGGAGUUUGACCUGAGAACGACAGAGAGCUCUGGCCUCGUGCUGUACAUGGCCCGCAUCAACCACGCUGACUUUGUCACCAUCCAGAUUAAAGAAGGGCAGGUGUGCCUCGGGUAUGACCUGGGCCACGGGAACAUCUCAGGCUGUGUGCCCUUCUCCAUCAAUGACGGCAACUGGCACAAGAUCCGUGUGAAUCGCCAGAAGCAAAGAGCCGUUCUCUCAGUCGAUUCCAAGUAUAUGAAACAGCUGAUCAGUCCAAAGAAGGCCGAUCUGCUGGAUGUGGUUGGUGUGGUUUACGUGGGCGGUCUGCCUCAGAACUACAGCUGCCGCAGGAUCGGACCGAUCCUGCACAGUCUGAACGGGUGUGUGCGUGGCUUCACCAUGCACGGCAGUGCGGUCAGCAGUCAAGUGGAGAACCUCAGUCUAGACAUGGAGACCCCCUCUUCCAGACACUUGGUGGGCCGCUGCUUUGUGUCCACAGAACCAGGAACCUACUUCCAGGGGACAGGAUACAUGAAAGCAGUGGCCUCGUACAGAGUGGGGCAAGACGUCUCCAUUUCUUUGGACUUCCGCACCAGCCGUUCAGAUGGAAUUCUGCUUGCCGUCAGCAACAAGGACAGAGACGGACUGGGACUCGAGUUAGUGCAGGGGAAGCUGCAGUUCCAUGUGGAUAACGGUGCAGGGCUGGUCACGGCAGAGGUUACCCCUCAGGGAGAGGGCUUCUGUGACGGACACUGGCAUUCGGUCACUGCCUUAAAGACACGCCACAGACUGGAGCUAAGAGUGGACGGAGCUCAGAGUAGAGCUGAGAGCGACAACCCCAAAGCCAACACCUGCGAGACCAACGACCCCAUCUACGUCGGCGGAUAUCCUGAAUCCAAAACCAACCUCACCACACUCAUCCACUAA